Molecule: messenger RNA, 1259 nt
Organism: Actinia tenebrosa (Australian red waratah sea anemone)
Lineage: Eukaryota; Metazoa; Cnidaria; Anthozoa; Actiniaria; Actiniidae
Product: 1-aminocyclopropane-1-carboxylate synthase-like protein 1
Biological process (GO): amino acid metabolic process; biosynthetic process
Molecular function (GO): pyridoxal phosphate binding; transaminase activity
Source: RefSeq, a predicted model, not a curated record
GCUAUUUCUCAAUGAUCAGCAAGAUCGAUACAGUGACUUUUAUAUAGAUAUGUCGUGUAUGUCGGAACGUGGAAAGAGAUUACAAAACUUCAACACUAUACUUUCCGAUGCUUGGUUAAAAAUACUCCAGGAUGGUUUUCACAAGUUUAAGAACCCAACGGGGAUUAUCAAUUUAGGAAUGAGUGAAAAUAAAUUAAUGUAUGAUGUCUUAAAGACAAAGUUUGAGGAGUCAUGUGACAUCGAGGAACAUCAUACUCAUUACUGUGACUUUGGAGGACUAUCAGAGUUCAAGAGAGGGAUAGCAGACCUUUUUGAUCACAUGAUGAAACCAGUAGAACCAGUCGAUCCAAGCAAUUUGUUAAUUCUAAAUGGAUGUUGUUCAGUAGUGGAAGCAUUGACUACAGUAUUGACUGAUCCUGUAGAGGGUAUUCUCAUUCCUUCACCAUACUAUGGUGGGUUUGAUGCUGAUCUGUCCAUCAGAGCACAAGCCGUACCAUUUCCUGUCUAUCUUUCUAGCAAGCCUCGACCAGGACAAACCCAACCUUUUGAACUGACAGUUGAUCAACUGGAGAGAGCAAUGAAAGAUGCUAAAGAGCAGGAUGUAACAAUACGAUGUCUUCUUCUGACCAACCCUAACAAUCCACUAGGAAACAUUUACUCUGCACAACAGCUACAGAGCUACUUGGACUUUGCUCACAGGCAUACUCUUCAUGUGAUACUAGAUGAGAUUUAUACUUUAUCUAUAUUCAAGGAGGGACAUUCUAUGAAAAGUAUCUUAAGUUUUACCAAUAUACCAGACAGACAACGUCUUCACGUGGUAUGGGGGUUCAGUAAGGAUUUUGGCAUAUCUGGUUUUCGUUGUGGCGUGCUCCACACAUGGAAUAAGCAAAUACUUGAUGCUCUCAAAUGGGUGGCUUAUUUCCAGUCCGUUCCCACCUCGACCCAGGUAAACUCGCCCUAUCAUUACCACAGCUAUUCCAAUCUUGAGUUUAUCGCUGUUUUGUAAGCGUUAUAGACCCCUUGCGCUGAGUCCCGAGAGGCUUUGUUCUAGGGGACGAAAUAAUGGAUUUUUUUUCCUGCAUAAGAAAAGACGGCCUAUUGUUUUGUCCCCCAGACAUUUCCUUUAGGAAAUCAAACUAAGGGGUCUAUUGCCACAUUUCUGACGUAAGCAAGAAUUAAGUAAUCAACGCGCGCGUAUGUCGGUUAAAUGUGAUAUGAAUAUGUACGCUGGCAGCUGUAGAGGUAGAAGCAUUUUGUAU